CCAGGUUACAACAGCUCCACAUAAACGCUGCGUCUGUACUGCUAUGUUCCUCCUGUACUGAGCUCUCAGCUACACACUACACCCUCUACACACAAUAAUGGCGACCGGUCUGGAGAGAGCGGAGCCAGGGGACAGCGAGCAGGAUGAAGAAGAGGAUGUAUAUGAAGUAGAGAAGAUUAUUGAUAUGCGAGUGGAAGAAGGAGAGGUGCUGUACCGUGUGCGAUGGAAGAACUAUUCAUCAGAUGAUGAUACCUGGGAGCCCAGGACCCACCUGGAGGACUGUCAUGAGGUUCUGCUGGCGUAUGAGAGAGUUCUGACUGAGAGGAAAGUUAAGAAAGACUCCAGCAUGAUACUCCCGAUGAAGAGUGACUUAUUUGAUGCAAAUUCUGAUAGUGACAGCAGUAAAGACAGACCAAAAGACUCGCCUAUCAAGCUAAAGAAAAAAAAGAAAAAACACACAGAGGAAUCGGAGGAUGAAAAGUCAGUAAAGGAGAAGAAAAAAAAGAAAAAGAAGGAAAAAUCAAGGGAAGACAAACCAUUGCCUGCUCCCGAGUCUGACGAGGAGGAGGAAAGUGUUCCCACACCACCACUUCCCAAGAAGGAAAAGACCACAGAUGCCAAAAAGAGAAUUGUUGAAAAGGAGGAUGAUGAUGAUGAGGAGGAGGAGGAUGGUCCAGCUGCAGCAAAGAAACACAAGAAGGACAACAAAGCUAAAGAUGGAGGGAAGCACAAGAAAGAAACUGUUGAUGAGAAAAAGAAAAAGAAGGUAAAAUCAAAAAGAGAGAUCGAGUCCUCUGAUGAUGAGACAGAUAGGGGUGAUGUUCCAUUUGAAUCACACCUUGAUGACACUACACCAACAGACCUCAUCACUCCAGCAAAGUCCACACCUCCCAAAUCAACAGAAAAGUCCUCUAUGGGGGAAAGCGGGGCCGAUCAGUUCAAGGCAAAACAGAAGAAAAGCAAGUCUGACUUAAAACUGCAAGGUAUCAGAAACUUGAUUCAAGACAAGAACCCCAAAAAGGCAGACAGCCCUGCUCCUCUUAAAGAGAGUGGCCUAAACAAGCUAAAAAGUCUGACUAGUAGUAAGAGCAGUAUCAGGUCAUCCCGGAGUGAAGAAGAACCUGACUCCAGCGAUGCUGGGACCAUCGCAAAAGCAAAAAAUAAAGUCAAAUAUCAGGAAUCGACCUUGCCUACUCAGAAAGAGUCAUGUGUAUCCUCAUCCUCUACAGUCUCUUUAACUCCCAACAAGCCCAAAGACGAUGAGCUGAAGGAAGAGGUUGGGGAAAAAGGAGCUGCUCCUAAUCUCUUUGAGAAGUUUUUGCUCACCUGUGAGGCCAAGGACCGUGUGCCCAGGAAACAAGCAGCUCAUGCACCAAAGAGUUCAGUGAGACCUGAUAAAAAGCUGAGAAAGGAAUCUCCAGUGCAGAAAUCUGAGCUUAGUGAAGGCCACAUUGCCAUGGAGACUGAUGAAAACCUGGAAAAGGCCACACCGGAGUCUGAAAAGAGUGACUGCUUUGAUGAGUCUGCUACUAAAGCAAAAGAGGAAAUACUGCGUGAACAAAAAGAGGAGCAGCAACGAAAAAGAAAAGAACGAUUGGAGGAAGAGGAAAGAAAAAGAAAAGAGAGGAUAGAGGAAGCCCAGAGAGAAAGGAAGGUAAAGAUGGAGGAGGCACAGAGAGAGAGACAGAGGCUGGCAGAUGAGACACGGUUAGACAGGAAGUCUAUAGUGGAUGCAAUGGCAUCUGCUGAGCCUACAGAAGAUUUAAGGUGGAAGGAGAGGAGAAGAAAAAGGCGAGAGGACAGCGAGUCUCGUCUCCUUAUUGCCUGCGAUGACAAUCAGGACUCUCAGGAUCCCCUGGAACGCUCAGAGAAAACUUCUGACCGGGGCCCACCUUCUCUCAACCUUGGAGUCGAGCUGAAGCUAGACUGGAUGACACUGGAGGAUUUUCAAAAACACUUGAAUGGGGAAGAUGAAAAUCUCUCCCCACUAUCCCUAACGCCUACUGAGCUGCGGGAUGCUGUAAAAAAUGGCAAUUAUAUGGCUGUCAAACGUGCACUCAGUUCCAAAGAGGACUAUAAUCUGGACCAGGAGGACUCCAGCGGUAUGUCCUUGUUAAUGCUGGCCGCUGCUGGAGGACAGGACGACAUCCUCCGGCUGCUGAUUAAGAAAGGAGUGAAGGUGAACGGGCGUCAGAAGAAUGGUACCACAGCUCUUAUGCAUGCUGCUGAGAAGAACUUUCUCACCACUGUGGCCAUUCUUCUUGAGGCUGGAUCUUGCCUUAAUGCUCAGACACUAGGUGGGGAGACGGCACUUAUGAAGGCAUGUAAAAGAGGAAAUGCAGAUGUUGUGCGCCUCCUGCUUGAGUAUGGAGCUGACUGCAACAUUCUGUCCAAGCACAAGAACACGGCCUUGCACUAUGCCAAGCUUAGCAAUAACAUGAUGGUGUAUGACCUUAUUAAAGACCACAAUCAGACAUUGUCAACGGUGGCAGAGGACACUAUUAGAGCAUAUUUUGAGACAAGAUUGGCUCUGCUAGAGCCAGUGUUUCCUCUGGCGUGUCAUCGUCUCUGUGAGGGACCAGACUUUUCAUUGGAAUUUAAUUACAAACCCCCACAACAUCCACCGGUGGAGGGAUCUGGUAUUCUGCUCUUUAUCUUCCAUGCUAAUUUCAUGACUGAAAUCACAGCCAGACUCUGCGGGCCCUGCAGUGUUCAUGCAGUCGUUCUUAACGACAAGUUUCAGCUGCCCAUUUUCCUCGAUAGCCACUUUAUUUAUUCAUUCAGCCCAGUCCAAGGAACCAACAAAAUGUUUAUUCGCCUAGCUGAGUCACCAACAGCGAAGGUUAAACUUCUCAUCGGUGCAUAUAGAGUUCAGCUUCAGUGAUGUCCAGACUUUCCUUCCAGGUCAAAGCUUGGCAGAGAGAAUCUCAACUGCUGAGAACUGAGAGUCAUUACCCAAAGCUGUUUCUCUGAAAUGGUUCUUGUUCAGUGUCAUUUAAGUGUAAUUGCCUAAAAAUGAAGGCCCUAAUACACUAGACAGUAAUGGAUGGUGCAUCUAGAAGUGUGAUUCUAGGUACAAGUUCAGCAACAUGUCAGAAGUGUUUUAUAGGUUUUACAAGACAUGUAUUUUGUCCAAAAUAUUUUGGAGAGCCUGUCUUUUGCAGAUGUGGUUACAAUGAAAAGGGUGGGCAUUUGUAAAUCUUGUUUGUAUAGGUUUUAUUUGAAAAUACAGUAAUUUAUCACUCCAGAUUUUCCCAUACAUCCCUUUUGAGUUAUGCUUUUUAUUAUGAACUUAUUUGGCUGUAUGUGUGUGAAAAUGACGUAGUAGUGAGUAGCAUCUGUCUCUCUGAUUCGUCCUCUCGGGACCAAAUUUAAACUGGACCUAGAAAUGUUUAAACACCAGAGUUAAUUUCAAUCCUGCUGUUGUUUCACACUGAAUCCCACUGGACAGCUUGUGUAAGAUGGUUUGUGUAAAAUGUAUUAUAACUUUUGGGUUUCUUCAACAGUACAGAGAAUGUAUUGCUUAGCUGCGUUUCUGCUUAGCUGAUCUGCUAGUAUCUGCUACCCACAUCUGAUGAUGAAUUUUGUUUAGGAAUCAGCAGCUUGCUAUUGAUUAUUUUAGACUAUAAUGAUCCUUUGUGUUAAUUAAAUUUAAUUUUUCAUUCUUCUCCAAGCACUUCUCAGUGUAUAUGUUUAGAAGUUUAUACACAGGGACUAAAAUGCAAGAGACUGUAAUGCAAUUGUUAAUGAAUGAUCCCCUGAUUAUUUUUAAUCAAUGAUUAUCACUAAUAAUCAAACAGAUUGAGUUUUAAGUAAAAGAUUUGGAAUUUGAGUCCAGGAUGAAUGCUCAUAAAUUCUGUUAACUGUACGCCACCCAACACUGUGUUUAACCUUUCCCCUAACUGUACCCACAAAUUACUAAUUUGCCCUUGAUUACUUUGAUUUAUCCAACCUAACAGAUAAGAAAUGUAAAAUGUCAGUGUCAUGACUAGUAUCUGUCAAAUCAACAAGGUUUCAUAUUUAUUUUAUCAUGUCUUUGUGCUGCAUUACUAAUUAAUUUAUUAAAAGUUGUAGGCAAAAUUAAAGUGGUGACCUAAUGCAUCAUAAACAAGAAAGGAAAACCAGAAUUUACUCUCACUUCCACAUUAAUAAUUUAUAACCUGUGACACCCCCGCCCCCCCCAAUCCAAUUCAUCUUUGGUAUUAUGGUACUGCUUUCUAAUAUGCUAUAUUUUCUUUGAUUUCUCAUUUAAAAUUCCUUAACUAUAGCAUAUCAUCUAAACAGGCUAUCUUUACAGGCUAUCCUAAACCCGUCCUCAUUCAGGUUAAGAUGACAUUCUCAAGAGCAUGUUCAGUAAAUCUUUACUCGUUUGAAAAGUAUAUAGUUGAAAUAAAUUAGCCAGGUCAUGUACAUAACGUUGUUGUUUUCUAUUAUAGACACAUACAAAUCAUUAUUUAAAUUUCCAAUAAUAUUUACUGUGUAUUAGCAAUCAGUUAUUUUAAUCAGCUGUUACUGUUUGCCCACACUCAUGGCCCUUCCUUAAUUUGUAUCUGUUAAAUUAAGGGGUUUCCCUCUUUCAGAUAAAAUGACCUACAUGAUGUCCAAGUGAAUAUUGACUAAAUUCUGUUUUGAAAGUGAUUUGUUAAAAUGACAGAUUUUUGUGAUGUAAAAAAACGAAACCAAAUGAAUCAUUUAAGAAAGUUUUUUCAAAUUUAAUGUGACCUAUAAUCUGUACAGUUUAAUUAAAAAGCAAACUAUCUUUUAGGGGGAAAUUAAAAAAAUGCAAUAAUAUGGUUGUAUAAAUAUGCAUACCCCAAAAGUAAUAUUUUGUUGAAGCACCUGUUGAUUUUAUGACAGCAUUCAGUCUUUUUGGGUAGCAGUCUAUCAGAAUGUAUAUCUAGACUUGGCAAUCUUUGCCCACUCCUCCAAAUCUUGUCAGAUUGUGAGGGCAUCUCAUGUGCACAUCCCUCUUCUUUUAUUGAUGUGGAAGUAUUAUUAGGGUCAUUGUUGUGCUGAAAGGUAAAAUUCAUCUUCAGCUUGUAGCAGAGGCCUGAAGGUUUUGUGCCAAAUAUGAAUGACAUUUGAAAAUGUUCACAACUCAUUCCACCAUGAUUAAAGUCCAAGUUCCAGUUAAAGAAGAACAGAACCAAAGUAUAACGCUGCUACCACCAUGUUUUACUUUUGGUAUGGUCUUCUUUUAUUUGUUUGUUUUUGCUUCAAAUGUACCUUUUGGAAUUAUGGCCAAAAAGUUUAACAUUGGUCUCAUCAGCCCAUAACCCAUUUCUGCACAUGCUUUUGGCAAAUUUGAUGUAAGUUUUUGCAGGCAGGUGUUUUUCUUGCCACCCUGUCUCACAGCCCAGAUAUGAAGAAUGCAGGAGAUUGUUGUAACAUGCAGUACACAACCCAGCUUCCCAGACCAGUUUUCUUCUUUUUAACGAUUUUAAACGACUUUUGUGCCAUAAUUCAUCUACUUGACAACUGUAUUCACUCUGAUCCUUGUAAUGUGUAAUGCCUUGGAAAAUUUACAUUGCCAAAUUUUACAUUGCUUACUGUCAGGAUGUGUGGGUUAAUGUAUUGUUAACAAGCAUUACCUAGUAUACUUUAACAAGCAUUACUGAACUUGAAUAAACCCUUUAAAAUGCUUA
Messenger RNA from Trichomycterus rosablanca, 5645 nucleotides. It is a transcript of the gene mphosph8, whose product is annotated as M-phase phosphoprotein 8. The record is from RefSeq and is a predicted model, not a curated record. The coding region runs from base 98 to 2884 and encodes 928 amino acids. Gene Ontology annotation, molecular function: chromatin binding. NCBI's taxonomy places the organism in Eukaryota, Metazoa, Chordata, Actinopteri, Siluriformes, Trichomycteridae. Gene Ontology annotation, cellular component: nucleus; heterochromatin. The transcript is spliced from 14 exons.